UGUCCCAAAUUCAUUCACUCAGAUUCCAAGAUGAACAUCCAUUAUAUAUAUAUAUAUAUAUCUAUAUAUCUAUAAGAACACCUCCUUUAAUCUCCUAGAAAUAAAUCUUCAACUCAUAGCUACAGAAAUUCAUUGACCAGUGAUUAAUUCACACACCAUUUGUGUUCAAGAAUUUUUAGCUUUGUUUGUGAUUAAUUUAGCGCUUUAGAGGCAUUUCAUCAAACAGAUGGGGAGCAUAAAUAAGAUCCAUGAAAGUGAUCUAAACUUGAAGGCAACUGAGCUCAGAUUAGGGUUACCUGGAACAGAUGAAACCGACAAAAUCAAUUCUGGUUGCAAGAACAACAACAACAACAACAAACGAGCCGCGCCGGAGGAGAGUGAAUCGAGCUCCAAUUCUGCUACCAAAUCAAUCGACCAUGGAACUGCCCCAGCCCCCAAGGCACAAAUUGUUGGAUGGCCGCCGGUGAAGAACAGCUUCCAGGCGAAGAAGGGCGAAUCGGAAUCGGGAAUGUAUGUGAAAGUGAGCAUGGAUGGAGCGCCUUACCUCAGGAAGAUCGAUCUGAAAAUUUACAGUGGUUAUCCCCAGCUCCUCAAAGCUUUGGAGACCAUGUUCAAGCUCACCAUAGGCGAAUACUCGGAAAGGGAAGGCUACAAAGGAUCGGAAUAUGCACCGGCAUACCAAGACAAAGAUGGCGACUUAAUGCUUGUUGGAGAUGUGCCGUGGGACAUGUUCAUGUCGUCGUGCCGGAGACUCCGAAUCAUGAAGGGACCGGAGGCUAGAGGGUUGGGCGGUUGUGUUCUAUGAGAAUACGUUCGAUAAUUAUUACAUUUGACGGGCCAAGAAGAAGAAGAGGACGAGGGAUCGUAUUUCUUGGAAUUAUAUGAUCAUAUAUGGUCUUCUUACAGCUUGGGCUGUCGAAGAAUCUAGAUUUCGAAAUUUAUUUGAGUUUGAGAGGUCUUACGGCUGCGGAAAAACAUAUAGAGUAAAUUUUAUAGGUUUCUUUAUACUAUUACAACAUGGAAUGAAGCCUUGGUGGUUUCGAGAUCAUGUAAUGUUCUAAGUGUUUUCACUUGUAUUGUAAUUUCAAUCCAUCGAACCAAAGUUAGACA
Messenger RNA from Andrographis paniculata, 1110 nucleotides. RefSeq names its product auxin-induced protein 22B. NCBI's taxonomy places the organism in Eukaryota, Viridiplantae, Streptophyta, Magnoliopsida, Lamiales, Acanthaceae. Gene Ontology annotation, biological process: regulation of DNA-templated transcription. The coding region runs from base 227 to 805 and encodes 192 amino acids. The record is from RefSeq and is a predicted model, not a curated record. Gene Ontology annotation, cellular component: nucleus. Gene Ontology annotation, molecular function: protein binding. The transcript has 4 exons.